CCGGCCAGCAUUUGGCUUGUGACAACCCUUGGAUCAAUGAGGCGGUGUACCUCGGUCUUUUCCAGGAUAACGCCGCUCAUUGUUUGCGGCCUUCACAGCAUGUCAGCUGUUUUCGAUCAAACAGCCAAUUGCGUCGAACGUAUAACGCUCACAAGAUCACUUGACUACGGUUCAUGCACCCAAUCAGAUUACUUGGUACUCUCGGUACAUGUGCAGCGACAUCCCCAGACUUUUUGGUGCGGAGUCGGCUGGCAUGUGAAGACAUGGGGGCUCAUACAUCAUAGCUCAUUUCCGAGCGGCUUUGCCUUGUAACGAUACCAUCUUCUUGUACCAACACUUUGUGCCUCUUUUUCUCUACCUUCCUUCAAAAUGUCGCAACGCUAUUCGACCGAGCAGGUGCAAAAGCACAACACAACGAAGGACCUGUGGAUUGUUGUAGACGAGGAUGUUUACGACCUCACAAACUUCCAGGAGGAUCAUCCAGGAGGCAAGAAGAUCCUGCAACGCGUGGCAGGCAAAGACGCUUCAAAGCAGUUCUGGAAAUACCACAAUGAGGGCAUCCUCAAGAAGUACAAGAAACUCCAAGUCGGAUCGCUAGACUCCAAGGCUGUAGAGCCAACUCCAGCUCCAGCGCCAGCAAAGGAGGAGAAGGAGAUCGUGGAGCCUGAGCUCAACUCAGGUGUCGUCGCGCCCAUGCCAACCGAGGCUGCCGCUGAGGAAUCUGAACCUUUCGAUUCAUACGGCGACUUGAUCCCAUACGCUGAUCCAUCGUGGUACCAAACAUACCACUCGCCUUACUUUAACGAGACCCACGUCGCCCUCCGCGAGGAAGUCAGGAAAUGGGUAGAGGAGAAGAUCAUGCCCUAUGUCACCGAAUGGGACGAAGCGAGGAAGAUCCCCGACGAGAUAUACCGCGACAUGGGAGAGCGAGGAUACUUGGCCGGCUUAUUGGGGAUACACUUCCCAGUAGAGCUGACGGACCGAAGAGUAAAGUGCGUGCCGGCUGAGAAAUGGGAUCAUUUCCACGAGAUGAUUCUCACAGACGAGCUGUCUCGCACUGGCAGUGGAGGUCUCGUCUGGGGGCUGAUCGGUGGGUACGGAAUCGGCGCACCGCCACUCUUCAAGUUUGGCAAGCCAGAGCUUGUAAAGCGCAUCGGUCCCGGUCUGCUCAGCGGCGAGAAACGCAUUUGUCUUGCCGUUACCGAGCCAGAUGCUGGCAGCGACGUCGCAGGUCUAAACUGCGAAGCCAAGCUCUCCGAGGACGGCAAACACUACAUCGUCAACGGCGAGAAGAAGUGGAUUACCAACGGCAUCUGGUCUGACUACUUCACGACCGUCGUCCGCACCGGCGGAGCCGGCAACACAGGCGUGUCAGUCCUUCUGAUCGAGCGCAGCGCGGGCGGUGUCUCGACGCGCAAAAUGGACUGCCAGGGAGUGUGGAGCAGCGGCACCACCUACAUCACCUUUGAAGACGUCAAGGUCCCCGUUGAGAACCUGAUCGGCAAGGCGAACCAAGGCUUCAAAGUCGUCAUGACGAACUUCAACCACGAGCGCAUCGGCAUCAUCAUCCAGUCCGUCCGCUUCGCCCGCGUCUGCUACGAAGAAUCGGUCAAAUACGCACACAAGCGAAAGACUUUCGGCAAGAAACUCAUCGAACACCCAGUUAUUCGCCUCAAGCUUGCGCAUAUGGCUCGCCAGAUCGAAGCGUCGUACAAUUGGCUCGAGAACCUCGUCUACCAGUGCCAGAAGAUGGACGAGAUGGAAGCCAUGUUGAAGCUCGGUGGCGCUAUUGCUAGCUUGAAGGCGCAGAGUACUACCACAUUCGAGUUCUGCGCUCGUGAAGCGAGUCAGAUAUUCGGUGGGUUGAGCUACAGCCGGGGAGGGCAAGGCGCCAAGGUCGAGAGACUGUACAGAGAUGUCAGGGCUUAUGCUAUUCCUGGUGGUAGCGAGGAGAUCAUGCUAGAUUUGAGCAUCAGGCAGGCUUUGCGGGUACACAAGGUGUUGGGAAUGAAGCUGUAAGAUAUAGCAGACGUUGGACAGUUGGUAGUGUAAUUUUAUUAUCUUUGCCGUGGAUGAUUGAGAGUAAAAUCUAAAGUAGUUCAUGUAUGUCUAAGAAUUGCGAUCUAGCCUUUCGAUCUAAACUGUAAUCAACAUAUAUAUACAUGCCAAGUUGUAGUCAUAUUACCGCGGUAUGGGGUAUCAUCGCUAAUCCAUGUUCUCCAAGUUACUGCCCACAUCCACUGGAGUCUGCCCUUCGGCCACCAUGAUACCCACCAUGCAUUCGCCCAUCAUGUUCUCCCAGUUCACCCACGGGUGCACCUCCAUGAACAGCUUGCUGCCAUCCUUGCCCGCAACCCGCCUCAAUUCCCCCUCGCCUCCAGGAUGAUACGGCAGAUAGGGCGAAAUAUUGUACACCUUCCCUUGGUAGCUCGACCAUGCCGGUUUCCCCUU
This is a messenger RNA of Dothidotthia symphoricarpi CBS 119687, 2451 nucleotides long. Its product is annotated as short-chain specific acyl-CoA dehydrogenase mitochondrial precursor. Bases 370 to 2019 code for a protein of 549 amino acids. The record is from RefSeq and is a predicted model, not a curated record. Lineage: Eukaryota; Fungi; Ascomycota; Dothideomycetes; Pleosporales; Dothidotthiaceae. Gene Ontology annotation, molecular function: flavin adenine dinucleotide binding; acyl-CoA dehydrogenase activity. The transcript is spliced from 4 exons.